GGGAAAACGCGCCCGGGCGCGGCGCGCGUGCGCAGUGGCGAGAGCCGAGCUGGGGGAAGCUUCGGCUCUUCCCGGCAGGUUCCGGAGGCGAGAGUCUCGUUGCUCCCCGCCCUCAAGCCUUCGGUUAUCUCCGCCCCCGCUUCGCCUAUCUCCGCCCCCGCUUCGGCAAUCGCCGCCUCUCUUCGUUAAGUUCCGCCGCCACUUCGGCAACUUCCGCCGGUUUGGUCGGAAAUGGCCGAAGACGUGCGAGACCCAGCGGUUUAAGGAGAGAAGACCGGCCGGCUUCUCGGAAUAAACCAAUUGUGUCCGGCCCGUGGGGGGGGAGCAGGGGAGGGCGGACGGAGCGGGAAGACGAGGCAGCGGCUAUGGCUCCCCCCCCAGCCACUCGCGGCUCCGCCGGGAGGGCGAAGUGAGGGCGCCGAGAGGCUCCAGACAGAUGAAUAGAGAGCUGGCUGCAGAAGAGGGACAGAUUCCAGUUUGCCAGCUGAUCACUGUGUACAAAGGGAAACCCUUGAGAUCAGCACUGGGAGGAAGAAGAGAGGUGGUGAAGGAGCUGAUGUGGGACAGAUCUGAGCCAAGGAGCUGAGGGACAGCAGGGAUGGCAGAGCCUCACCCUCCCAGCAGCGAUGAGAGAGACUGACCUGGCUCCUCCUGCCCCAGGGCUGCUGCCUCUGCAUAUUCAUGGCACGGUGAUGCAGGAUGUCGGCAGCAGCCCUCGACUGCGGCUCGGUCCCACCGCCUGUUCCUUCUGCUUGCCACUCUGAGUCACCAUGACAACGCUGUGACACUUCCAGCAGAGGUUGCAGGGGUGGGCUGGGGGUGGGCCAGGAGGUCAAUGCUGGAGUCUGACGGGAUCAGGAGUGGCACCUGCAGCAAAACCACCGCGGGAGAGCCGGGGCACGGCAGGAAGAUGAAAUUCCCCUUCCGUUGGCUCCUCCUGGAGCGGGCACAGUGACACUGCUGUAAAACUCCUGGUUAUGGCUACUGACCCGACGUGAUUGCGCGGCGGCUCCGAACUCAUGAGCGGCUAUACCAUGUUGCGCAAUGGGGGAGUGGGGAACGGAGGCCAGCCCUGGGUCUUGAGGUGGUCCAGUCGCAUCCGGCUCACCUGGCUCAGCUUCACCCUCUUCGUCAUCCUCGUUUUCUUCCCCCUCAUCGCCCACUACUACCUGACCACCAUCGACGACGCGGACGAUGCCGGCAAGCGCAUCUUCGGCCCCCGCGCCGGCAACGAGCUGUGCGAGGUGAAGCACGUGCAGGACCUGUGCCGCAUCCGCGAGUCGGUCAGCGAGGAGCUGCUCCAGCUCGAGGCCAAGCGCCAGGAGCUCAACAGCGAGAUCGCCAAGCUCAACUUGAAGAUCGAGGCCUGCAAGAAGAGCAUUGAGAAUGCCAAGCAGGACCUGCUGCAGCUGAAGAACGUCAUCAGUCAGACUGAGCAUUCCUACAAGGAGCUGAUGGCUCAGAACCAGCCCAAGCUCUCCUUGCCCAUCCGGCUGCUGCCGGACAAGGACGAUGCCACCUUGCCCCUGCCAAAAUCCAACAGGAACUGCAGGCUGCACAACUGCUUUGACUACUCCCGCUGCCCGCUGACAUCUGGCUUUCCGGUCUAUGUCUACAACAGUGAUGAUUACCCUUUUGGUAGCUCCUUAGACCCUUUAAUUAAACAGGCCUUUGAGGCGACUGUCAGAACUAAUGUUUAUGUUACUGAAAAUGCAAAUAUUGCUUGUGUGUAUAUAAUUUUAGUGGGGGAAAUGCAAGAGCCUGUAAUGCCAAAACCUACUGAACUAGAGCAACAGUUGCACUCUUUGCCAUAUUGGAGGACUGAUGGGCACAACCAUCUCAUCAUCAAUCUGUCGAGGAAGUCGGAAACUCAGAACUUUAUUUACAACAUCAGCACGGGGCGGGCCAUGAUCGCCCAGUCCACCUUCUACGACGCCCAGUAUCGGCCGGGCUUUGACAUCGUGGUGUCACCUCUGGUCCACGCCAUGUCCGAGCCCAACUUCCUGGAAAUCCCCCCCCAGGUGCCGGUGAAGCGUAAGUACCUGUUCAGUUUCCAGGGGGAGAAGAUCGAGUCUCUGCGCUCCAGCUUGCAGGAGGUUCGCUCUUUCGAAGAGGAGAUCGAAGGCAACGCCCCGGCCGACUACGACGACCGGAUCAUCACCACCUUGAAGGCUGUUCAGGACAGCAAGCUGGACUUUGUUCUGGUGGAGUUCACCUGUAAGAACCAGCCUAAGGCCAGCCUGCCCACUGAGUGGGCUCUGUGUGGAGAAAGGGACGACAGACUAGAGCUACUGAAGCUUUCUACUUUUGCACUGAUCAUCACCCCCGGGGACACCCGUUUAGUGAUCUCGGCCGGGUGUGCCAUGAGACUGUUCGAGGCCCUGGAGGUCGGGGCCAUCCCGGUGGUUCUCGGAGAGCAGGUUCAGCUGCCCUACAACGACGUCAUCCGGUGGAACGAGGCAGCCUUAAUCAUACCAAAGCCACGCAUCACAGAAGUGCACUUCCUUCUGAGGAGCAUUUCUGACAACGAUCUCCUCGCCAUGAGGAGGCAGGGCCGCUUCCUGUGGGAGACCUACUUCUCCACCUCCGACAACGUCUUCAGCACAGUCCUAGCCGUCAUAAGGACUCGAAUCCAAAUCCCAGCUGCUCCCAUCCGAGAAGAACCCGCUGUGGAGAUCCCCCACCGUUCUGGCAAAGCUGCUGGCACAGACCCCAAUAUGGCAGACAAUGGUGACCUGGACCUGGGGCCUGUGGAAACAGAACCACCCUACGCCUCUCCCAAGUAUCUCCGCAAUUUCACCCUCACCGCCAUGGAUAUCUACAGGAAUUGGAAUUCUGCCCCUGGGCCUUUCCACCUCUUCCCCUACACCCCCUUUGACCCCGUUUUACCAUCAGAAGCGAAAUUUUUGGGGUCUGGGACUGGAUUUCGACCCAUUGGUGGAGGAGCAGGUGGCUCUGGGAAGGAGUUCCAGGCUGCCCUGGGUGGCAACGUCCCGCGGGAGCAGUUCACGGUGGUGAUGUUGACUUACGAGCGGGAGGAAGUGCUGAUGAACUCCCUAGAAAGGCUCAAUGGCCUCCCCUACUUAAAUAAAGUUGUGGUGGUGUGGAACUCUCCCAAGCUUCCCUCCGAGGAUCUCUUGUGGCCAGACAUUGGCGUCCCAAUCAUGGUGGUGCGCACGGAGAAGAACAGCCUGAACAACCGGUUCCUGCCCUGGGACGAGAUCGACACCGAGGCCAUCCUGUCCAUCGACGACGACGCGCACCUGCGGCACGACGAGAUCAUGUUCGGCUUCAGGGUGUGGAGAGAGGCCAGGGAUCGCAUCGUGGGCUUCCCGGGGCGCUACCACGCCUGGGACCUCCCCCACCAGUCCUGGCUCUACAACUCCAACUACUCCUGUGAGCUCUCCAUGGUGCUCACUGGUGCUGCCUUCUUCCACAAGUACUACGCGUACCUGUACUCCUACGUGAUGCCCCAGGCCAUCCGCGACAUGGUGGACGAGUACAUCAACUGCGAGGACAUCGCCAUGAACUUCCUGGUGUCCCACCUGACCAGGAAACCUCCCAUCAAGGUGACCUCCCGCUGGACCUUCCGCUGCCCCGGCUGCCCCCAGGCGCUGUCCCACGACGACUCCCACUUCCACGAGCGGCACAAGUGCAUCAACUUCUUUGUGAAGGUGUACGGGUACAUGCCCCUGCUCUACACGCAGUUCCGCGUCGACUCGGUCCUCUUCAAAACCCGCCUGCCCCACGACAAGACCAAGUGCUUCAAGUUCAUCUAGGCCUGGCAGCAGCAGGAGCAGGAUGGCAGCAGCUGGGCACGCCCAGCCUGCAGGAGAAGCUGCUCUGUGGGGCUGUGAGUGUUGAGGCCCUUUGCUCUGGACUCUGGCCUCACACACGGGAUUGGGAUGGGCACUUCCCUCCUUCCCUGUGCUCCCACAGCAGGGAAUGGGGUCCCAUGGCUCCUGACAGUAAACACAGGGAAUGGGGUCCCAUGGCUCCUGAGAGGAAACACAGGGAAUGGGAUCUCCCACGGCUCCUGGAAUGGGGUCCCAUGGCUCCUGAGAGGAGACACAGGGAAUGGGAUCCCAUGGCUCCUGGAAUGGGAUCCCAUGGCUCCUGAGAGGAAACACAGGGAAUGGGAUCUCCCACGGCUCCUGGAAUGGGAUCCCAUGGCUCCUGACAGUAAACACAGGGAAUGGGAUCCCAUGGCUCCUGGAAUGGGGUCCCAUGGCUCCUGAGAGGAAACACAGGGAAUGGGAUCUCCCAUGGCUCCUGUAAUGGGAUCCCAUGGCUCUGCAAGGACACCCAGGCAAUGGGAUCCCAUGGCUCCUGUAAGGAAAUACAGGCAGUGGAAUCCCAUGGCUCCUCAAGGACACCCAGCAAUGGGAUCUCCCGUGGCUCCUGGAAUGGGAUCCCAUGGCUCUGCAAGGACACAGGCAAUGGGAUCCCAUGGCUCCUCAAGGACACCCAGGCAGUGGGAUCCCAAGGACACUCCCAUGAAUUGUACACUGAGGAAUGGCCACACUGGCUCUGCCCCUUUGCUAGCCAAGGGCAGCAGUUCUUUUUAAUUCUAAUUAUUGUUAUUUAAAAUGAAAGUGGUUUAGAUUUGCCGCCUGAGGCGCUUUUUUGUUUUCUUUUCUUUCCCCUCCUCUCCCCAGCCCAUUUUCCCCUCUGGACCCCUCAGCCCAUCCCAGGGACCGUAGCCAGGCCAGGCUGGAGGUGUUUGGGUGCAGCUCCUGUCACACUGCUGUCCCCAUCCUUCCCACCCACCAGAUCCUGGCUCCAGUGUCACCUGCUGAGGAGCCCUUUGCUCUGCUCUGCUCCCCACCCUGAGCCCCUGCAGAGGGGCAGGUUGGCCUGGAUGGUCCUUCCUGGCUCCUGGUGCUGUUCCCCUGCUCUACCUGGGGGUUCAGUUGCUGCUGUCUCUGUCUUUUCCCUUGUCCUGCUGAUCCUCUACAGACAGGGAGUGUGUCUGGGGCUUAGGGAAGAUCCACCUGCAGCACAGCCAGGGCUCAGAGUGUUCCAGGCUCCUGGGGGCUCUGACCCUUCUCUGUGCUCAGCCCAGCCUGGGUGUGCCAGAGCUGCAAUUCCUGCUCUGCCUUAAGCCCAGCCCAGCCUCACCCCUGGCUUUGGGCUGUGUCCCAGGUUUAAUCCCAACAGGAGCUUUCCAGUGUGUGAUGCUGCUGGGAUCACAUUCACAGCAUGGACUGGGAGCUGGUUCCUCUCUCCCACAGCAAAAUGCUGUCACACCUGUGACCCCUGAGCUCAGCUGCUGCUCCAUCCUGCUUCAGGGCAGCACAGCAGGGAAGGGCAGCCUGGAGAAGCUCUUGCUGGGGGGGCCUGGAUGUCACCCCUGGUGUGUCUCUGGUGUGUGGGAGCAGGGAUGGUCCAGCAGCAGCUCCUGGGCUCAUUCCCAAGGUCCAAGCCCCUCCUGCACCACGUUUUGGGGUCUCUCCAAACUCUUCUCCCCAGGUUUUUCCAUCAGCACUGACACUUCCUCAUGGGAGGGGAGGGAAGGAGCAGCCUGUUCUCAGCAGAGCCCAUGGCUCGUGCCUUCACCAGCAGCACUGACCACAGCAAAACACAGAUCAAGGAAUCUUCUCCUAUGGUUUCUUUCCCCUUUCCAAUCCCUUUUUGCUUUAACAUCAGAUGCCCAAAACACAGCACAUGUCAGAGUCUCCUUAAAAAUGCCACGGGAGAUCCUGCAAGGCCCUGGAACACCUGGAAGAGUUCUGUGCCCUGCAGAAGGGGAAAUGUGGCUCUUGUCAGGAGCUGUGCCAGCUGCAGCAUUCCAGGGGCCUCAGCUCCUCCUGCAGGCUUUAAUUCCUCAUCAGUGGGGGUUCAUGAGCAGCAGAGCCGUGGCUCAGGUACAGCCAGGCCCUCCCAGAGCAGUGAUGUGGGCAUGCACUGCACUUUAUCCAGGCACAGGCACUGCUCAGAGCCCUCAGGCUUCCCAAAGUCCAGAGGGAAUUCCAGUGGGAGCCUGGGGGAGCAGGGAUGGGAUGGGAGGUGUUGGCAUUGCCCAGUGGGGUCGGGAUGCCCAGGCUGGGAAUUCUGCUUUCCCUUGCUGUGUUUGAGAUCAGGGAUCAGCAGAGCAAAUCAGCUGUUCUUCCUCCAGGCUCUCCGGCCUUUCUCCCAAGCUGGUUUUUUGUUGGGAGGAUCCCCCUGUCCAUUGUGCUGUGUCCCUGUGGGAUCUCUCUGGGUGUCAUGGGAUGAAUUCCUCCUUGCUGAGCGUCCCUAAAGGGGCAGGACUGGGGGGUGAAGGGGUGAAAAGGCCCAAAGGGAGAUAGCUGGGCAGCAGCAGCGUUGGGAGGGAUGGAAUUCUGUGAGGAAAUGAAAUGGCAGCAGGAACACCUUCCCCACCCACAGCACUGUGCUGCCCUCCCAGUCCUGCUGCUGCUGAGUUCCCAAAUCACCCCAGACAUCACCGGACCCCUGGAGUACAGCGCUGGGAGUCACAGCCCAGCUCUGUGCUCCCGAGCCACGCCAGGAUCUGAGGCUUGUCCAGAGUGCUCCACCCGUGCCACCACCCCAGACAUCCUUCCCUGCUCCCACCCAUCCUUCUCCCGGGACUUUCGGGGCACCCCAGGCUCACCCCGAAGCUCAGGUUUGGUUGUGUGAUCCAUCCCAGCCCCUGGGGCAGCCCUGAGGAGCUGGGAGGGGCUCUUGGCAGCUGCACCUUUUCCCAGCAGAAUUUCUGCUGCUUCCCCCGGGCACGGAGCGAGGCCUUUCCCGCUGUAAAUAGGACUGAGGUGACACGGCCCCCGCCCUCCCCUUGUGCCCACGGUGCCCUGAGCACCAGGAUUUCAAAUCCAACCGGAACUGAGAGACAAGGAACACUCCUUCGACACGAGCACAAUGUUGAGUUUUUUGUAAAAGGUUCCAAUAAAUGGACAGUUUAACUUGG
This is a messenger RNA of Oenanthe melanoleuca, 6907 nucleotides long. RefSeq names its product exostosin like glycosyltransferase 3 (gene EXTL3). Lineage: Eukaryota; Metazoa; Chordata; Aves; Passeriformes; Muscicapidae. Bases 1020 to 3779 code for a protein of 919 amino acids. Gene Ontology annotation, cellular component: membrane. The transcript is spliced from 8 exons. The record is from RefSeq and is a predicted model, not a curated record. Gene Ontology annotation, molecular function: glycosyltransferase activity.